Messenger RNA from Drosophila bipectinata, 1309 nucleotides. RefSeq lists its product as uncharacterized. The record is from RefSeq and is a predicted model, not a curated record. Lineage: Eukaryota; Metazoa; Arthropoda; Insecta; Diptera; Drosophilidae.
AUGUUUGGGCGUUGCAGUUUGCUUUUUGUGGCCGUUUUGCUGGCUUCCACGGCUUCCAUACAGUCCCAUUUCCCGGAGUAUUGCGCGGAGUGCGAGCAGGAGGUGUGGGAGCAGGUGCCGUGCAGCGAAGUGCCUACCACUCCAGCACCUACGACAGCGGGGACGACAAGUGCCACAACGACGAGACCCGGUACCACCUCUGUGCCCACCACCACUGAGAUACCCUACCCACCUAGCCCCGAGCCACCCACCCCGGAUUACACCACACCGCAGACGCCGUACAAGAAGUGCUACUGCGAGUGCAAGCUGGGCUGCAAGGAGUUCUGCCGCAAGGUGGUCUCCUCCGAUCCCCAGCAGCCCCUCACCCAGAUCUCCUCCAUCGGAGAGUACGCUCCUGGCGGCCAGGUGGAGUUCAACCACGUCCACCAGCGCAAGUUCGUGCCCAAGUACGGAGGCGACGGCUAUGCCGGCCUGGUGGGUCCAGUGGGUGGCCCCAAAUCGUAUAAGCCCUACCCCUUGGUCUACGAAGAACAAGCCGCCUCCGCCACCCCAUCCCCUGCCGUGGCCAACAUAGCUGCUCCCAAUUUCUCGUUGGAGGAGCUGGCCCAGCUCCUGAGCAAUGCCUACGGUGGAAAGAAGAGCUACUCCGCGCCCAGUCCGCUCCCACCGGCUCCCUCCGUUUACUAUUCCCCGGUCUACAACAAACAGACAGUGCCGGUCAUCAGCAAGGUGCUGCCAGCUCCCAAGCGCAGCUCCAAGAUCCUCGUGUCGGCGGUGGCCUCAUCCUCCGGGGUGUCCCUGGCCAAAAUAAAGACCCCCUACGAGGAGAAGCUGGUGGUGGCAACCCAACCGCCAAGCUACGACCAGACCACCUCCUAUCCCAUUGUAGAGGAGCCCAAGGUCUAUAUCCCCAGCCAAACAGAGGCCUAUCCCAUUGUGCCCAGCCACACGGAGUCCUAUCCCAGCCCGGCGGUAAACUAUCCAAGCAUCACGGAGUCCUACCCCAAGGAGUCCUACCCCACCGCCACGGAGUCCUAUCCCAGCCACACGGAGUCGUAUGCUCCGCAAACUGAAUCCUAUCCCGUGCCACCGCCUCCAGCCCCGGUGAAGACCUACGAUAACUCCGUUCCCGGUCGGGACAAGCCAUCCUCCACCUUCGACCUGGCCAUCGACAACUACCUGAAGGACUUUGGCUACGGCAACCAGGGAAGGGGCUACGAUUACUGAUGGACCUCAGUAGGUAGCUGUUGUUGUUAGGUUUAGACUUCUUACUAGGAUAGAUGAUACUGUUUUCCUCCUUUUUUGAUUA